Messenger RNA from Paramecium octaurelia, 1423 nucleotides. NCBI's taxonomy places the organism in Eukaryota, Ciliophora, Oligohymenophorea, Peniculida, Parameciidae. The record is from the annotation of a GenBank genome assembly.
UAAAUAUACAGUAUAUGUUUGGUUGGUUCAAAAAGAAGAAGCCAGAAUCGAAUUCAGCUUAACAAGAAGAAAAAGAUGAAAGUGAUUUUGUAGAUGUAUUUGAUGUUGUGGAUUACAUUAGGAUGAAACAUAAGUGGUUACAAACGAGGAUAAAGAAUUGGAGGCUAAAGGCUUUGAUCCAAUAGCCUAAGUUCAAGAGUAGGAUAAAGAGAAUGAAGGAAUUGCAGAUCCUGAUAAAUUAGAAUACGUUGGAUACCAUGACAUCCCAGCUGAUGACAUCCUAUAAUUGGUGCUCAAUUUUAAAUACUUUCCUAAUGAUGAAGACAUUCGUCAUCCAGAGGGGUAUGAAAAGGGAGGCAGAAUUUGUGCCGAUAAGAAAGUAGUAACCAAAGCAAGAAGUGUGGGAAAGGAAAUGGUCAAAUAAAUUGGGAAGAAAAUAUUGUCAGGAUCCUUAAAUCUUACUAAAGUCAGUUUCCCUAUUAGGGUCAUGAUUCCCAAGACUGCCUUGGAAACAUCGGUUCAUGGAAGUAUCACCCAUUAUUUAGCAACUAGCCUCUGUUUUCCCCUUGUACAUUACCAAAGCCACGAUGACACCUGAUUUCUUAGAGAGAUUCAAACUUGUUAUUACAGCCACUCUGUCUUCAUUUUUCUGGACGAACACCUUCCUAAAACCUGUAUUUUAUUUAUUAUAUCAAAGCUCAACCCAAUACUAGGAGAAACUCUUCAAGCCAAUUAUAAUGAUGGUACUCAAGUUUAUUGUGAAUAAAUCAUGCAUCACCCUCCUGUCAGUUAUUUCUUGGUCUUUGGUCCAAAUAGAAAAUACAAAUAUUAUGGAUACUAUCUAGUCGAAGGCAGAGCUGGAUUAAACUCUGUUACUGUAUAUUUCUAAGUUCUAAUUUUAGAUCAUUAAUAAAGGCAAAAGAUCGAUUGAAUUCAACGAUGGAUAAAAAAUUGACUUUGAUUUCCCCAAUGAAUUGUAUAGUGGCACCUUCUUUGGGUAAUUAAGGUAGGAGUCCAUCGACAGAAUUACUUUCACUGACAAAGCCAAUGGUCUGUCAUGUAUUAUCGAUAUAGGCAAAGUCAAAAAAAGGUAAAUCCUAUUUCAUAUUAAAGAACAUCUGAUUUCUUUUAAGCCGAUGUUACCUGCAAAGGUUAGAAGGUUUCUACAGUUUUUGGAACAUACAUUGGAUUCAUCAAUUUCGAUAAUGUGAGAUAUUGGGACUACAGAUACGUUGUUCCUCAUAAAAUUAAAAUGGAUAAAUAACCAUUGGAAAGCGAUCACAAAAAUAGGUCAGACUUGUAAGCUUUGAAAGUUGGUGAUAUUCCUUUAGCCUAAAAAAAUAAAGAGAUACUAGAAAAUCUACAAAGAAAUGAUAGGAAGUUAAGAGAAACAUAUGAAAAGCAAAAGAAAUCUAAGAAGUGA